AGAAACCGCGAAUCCAUCCAAGAUAAUAGGAGUCUCUCCGUGUUCUUCUCUGAGAUCAUCAACUUUUGCAGGCUCUCCUUCCCACUACCAUGGCUAUGACCAUGGCCGCUCGGCCGAUCUACUGUGAAUUGCAGUCCCAGAAAUCGGAGGUUCUAACAGGGAGAGACUCGCCGAUUCAGAAGCUGCAGCUCAAACCCACCUCCAUCACUGAUCCUUCUUCAUCGUCGUCGCCUGAUCACGCCAAGAUCGUCCUCCAGCCUCGCCUCUGUACUCUCAGGUCCUACCGCUCAGAUCGAACCGGUUUAAUCCGAUUCCGUCUUGACGAUGACAAAGUUUCUCCCUUUUUCGCAACUCUGUCGGAGUACAUGGAAAACUCCAAGAAGACACAGGACAUCGAGAUCAUCUCCGGCCGCCUCGCUAUGAUGGUGUUUGCUGCGACGGUGACGAUGGAGGUAGUGACGGGGAAUUCUCUGUUCCAGAAGGUGGAUUUACAGGGGAUUGAAAAGGCAGCAGGGGUGUGUUUGGGUGCUGUGGUUUCUGCGGCUGUUUUCGCUUGGUUCACUAGUGCUAGGAAGAGAGUGGGUCGGAUCUUCACUGUUGGCUGUAACAAAUUCAUCGAUUCCUUGAUUGAUAAUCUGGUUGUUGGGUUGUUCUCCGAAACAGAGCUCAGUGACUGGUCCGAUGACAUCUAAGGAUUACAGAGACAGUGAUCAUAUCAUUUACAGUACUCAUUCAACCCUUUAAUCUCCAUAUUCCAUGGCUGUAGACUACCGAUUAUACUCGCUUAUGCGUACCUGUGUUGUAUCGGAUUUGUAGAUCUAGGUUUUGUAUAUCAAGAACUUGAGAAUUUUGUCAGAAGCUUUUGGAUCUUAGAGAAUAUAGUUGCAGUGUUAUACUCUCAUUUUGAAGAAAAUAAGCAUUACUAUCUUAAUAUAGAUUUAUCUUUUGAUC
Messenger RNA from Macadamia integrifolia, 951 nucleotides. Its product is annotated as stress enhanced protein 2, chloroplastic. Gene Ontology annotation, biological process: cellular response to high light intensity. The transcript has 2 exons. Lineage: Eukaryota; Viridiplantae; Streptophyta; Magnoliopsida; Proteales; Proteaceae. Bases 90 to 692 code for a protein of 200 amino acids. The record is from RefSeq and is a predicted model, not a curated record.